GCAGCCGCCUAUGCAGCAGCAGCCACAUAUGCAGCAGCAGCCACAUAGGCAGCAGCAGCAGCUGAGCCAGCAAGAGCACGCCCAAAUGCAGGCCCAACUGCACGCCCAGAUGCAGGCUCAGCAUCAUGCCCAGAUGCAGGCCCAGCAGGGCGGCCAGCGGCUGCCGCCGGGCGUGCCGCCGCCGCAGCAGCCGCAGCCGAACAUGGUGCCGCCGCCGCCGCCGGGCGGACAGGGCCAGCGGCUGCCACCUCCCCCCGCCCCCGGGCAGCCGGUUCCCACCCUGCCCGGCGGCCUCAAGUUGCCCGUCGCCCAUCACCAGCCUCUCGGCACGGAUCCCAUCGAUCCCGAGUUUGACAUCAUGGCGCCGGGUCUGGCCAUGGACUACCGUAUCUGGGUAGAGGCAGGCAAGGAAGAAUGUUUCUACCAGUACGUCCAGCCCGGAGCUCAGUUUUACGUCAGCUUUCACACGUUGCGUGGGGGAGACGGCAUGACUGGGUUCGCCGUCCGGGAUCCGACCGGUCAGCUGGUGCAUCCAUACCAGUGGAAGAAGCAGUCCGAGUAUGAGACCACGUCCGAGACUGGCGGAUACUUCACCUCCUGCAUCGACAACCAGUUCUCCCGCUUCGCCGGCAAGCUGGUCAACAUGUAUCUGACCACUUUCAGGUACGAUGAAUGGGAGAAACACUCUGAGGAACUGGAGCAGUAUGACAUCGUCGCUACCAAUUUUACGAACGGUCUGGGCUUAGUGGACCACAAGGUGCAGAUCUCCAAGCAGUACCUGAGCCAUUCCAGGUCCCGCGCGGCCAGCGACUGGGAGCUGCUCAUCUCCAACAACGCCUACGUCAUGCGCUGGUCACUGAUCCAGGUGGUGGUGGUCGUCGCCACCGGUUGCCUGCAGGUGUUCUUUGUGCGCAAGCUGUUCGACACGCACACUAAGCCGCGGGGACGGAUAUGAGCGCGGGGCAGAAAUGGUGGACGGGUUAAGGGGGAUCUGGGUUGGUCGUGACAUCUGACGGGCGUCAAGCAUGUGCUGAUUUCACCUCUGGUGAAUACCACUCCAGGACUUCGGUCGCACGCGAUUUGCGACUUGGGGAAGCAGUCCACAUCGGCGCGAGAUCUGUGGUACGUG
Messenger RNA from Pollicipes pollicipes, 1129 nucleotides. Its product is annotated as transmembrane emp24 domain-containing protein 1. NCBI's taxonomy places the organism in Eukaryota, Metazoa, Arthropoda, Thecostraca, Pollicipedomorpha, Pollicipedidae. The transcript is spliced from 5 exons. The record is from RefSeq and is a predicted model, not a curated record. Bases 11 to 955 code for a protein of 314 amino acids.